GUUUAGUUGAUAGGUCAAUUAAUCAUUGCAUCCUCAACUCUGAUAAAAACGCAACGUUUUUGAUAUUCGAUUAUAUUUUCGUGGAAAAAAAGAAAGUCCUUCGCUGAGAAGCAAACAUCUUUGUAAUCUUCUUCGUUUAUUCGCCGUGCACCGACGAUUUGCGAUAGAUCUGUACUGAUUAUUCGUGACACGUGAUUGAUUAUGUCGAUGCUCGAUUCCUUCUUCAAUAAAGGUUUCAAAGCUGCAAAAUGCAAAACGUUGCUGAAGUUAACGAUCCCUCGGAUAAAGCUAAUCCGGAACCGAAGAGAAGCACAGAUUAAGCAAAUGCGCCGUGAAAUCGCUAAGCUUCUCGAGACUGGUCAAGAAGCCACUGCUCGUAUUCGUGUUGAGCAUAUUAUAAGGGAAGAGAAGAUGAUGGCUGCUCAAGAGAUCAUAGAACUCUUCUGUGAGCUCAUUGCUGUUCGCCUCCCAAUUAUUGAGGCUCAAAGGGAAUGUCCUCUGGAUCUGAAAGAAGCAAUCUCAAGUGUAUGUUUUGCUGCGCCAAGGUGCUCUGAUCUGACAGAGCUGCAGCAGGUUCAGCUACUGUUUGUUUCCAAGUACGGCAAGGAGUUCGUUGCUGCUGCAUCUGAGCUCAAGCCUGAUUCUGGUGUCAAUCGUAAGUUGGUGGAGUUGCUGUCUGUGCGUGCACCUUCCCCAGAAACUAAGCUGAAACUUCUCAAGGAAAUUGCACAAGAACAUCAACUUGAUUGGGACCCUGCUUCUACUGAAACUGAUCUCUUCAAAUCGCAUGAGGAUCUCCUUGAUGGACCAAAGCAAUUUGGUGGAGGCUCUAAGGUGCCAUUAAAGGAGGAACAAGAUAAAGGGUCACAUUUGACAAUGCUAUCUCUUUCACGUCCAGAGGAACAAAGACAAUCUGAUUCUGAUUCAGAGUAUGAAGAAUUAGACUUUCCCGAGGUUCCAAAUGUCUUGCUGCGGCCCACUCCUGCCGCCACUUAUAAACACACCUCUCUCGACUUGCCCUUUGAUUCAGAGAGUCCAGGACAGGAUAAUCUGCCUUCCAAAAGAGAUGAACACACUGCAAAAGCAAGCAGCACUGUCUUGGAAGGCCAGACGGAAUCUGAUCCCGUGAAACAGAACUGUUAUUCUCCACCACCUGUUGGUACAGUAGGAUCCUUCUCUACAAACGAGAGUGAUGCUCCAAAGAAAAUAUCGGAUUUGGACUUGCAGGAUGUCCUAACGGCUGCUCAAGCUGCUGCUGAUUCAGCCGAACGUGCGGCAGCAGCUGCCCGUUCAGCUGCAAGUCUUGCACAGCUGAGAAUCAAUGAGCUCACGAAGAAGACGCCUGAACAGUCGUCUCCUGAGAGCCCGACUGAGAACCCUUUCUAUUCAAGCCCACCACAACAGACAAUGGAAAAGGCGCAAUUUGAUCAUCAGAAUUCUUCGGCCAGCAGCUACGGAGAUCACACUGAGUUCCAAAAGGAAGAGUCUUCAUCACUUUUUAGCCACCAAACAGAGAGACUCCCCUCAAUGGAAAAACCACAAUUUGAUCACCAAAACUCAUCAGCCAGCAGCUAUGGAGAUCUUACUGAUUUCCAACUUGGUGACUAUUCAUCACCUUUUAACCAGCAACAAGCAGGGAGACUCCCUUCAUUUGAAAAAACUCGUUUUGAUCAUCAGAAUUCAUCAGUCAGCAGCUAUGGCGAUAUUACAGAGCUCCAGAGACCCGAGAACUCGUCAUUUGACAGACUCACCCCUGACCAGGACCACCAGCAAAUGAGACUACCUUCGAGGGAAGAUGAUCCAUAUUACUCAUACCCUAAUCUGUUCACAUCGCAGAAUCUUGACCGCUCACCCGGCUCUCGUUCAUUUUCGGACACUUCAAAACCUGCCCAUGAUUCUUGACUCUAGCCUGCGAAUGCUUGGUGUUUAUUAUGCUGUUCCUUAUCUUGUGGAACAAAGACCUAAAAACGCUUCUUUUUUUUGUUUCUUUGGACAACAACUAAAAACGCUUUUCAAACGCUACUUUUCCUUCCUCUUUUCUUUUUGUUUGUGUGGAGAAUUUGUAUUAUGUAUAGAAACUUGGUGUUUAUUGAUGACGUUUAAAUAAAGGCCUUUGUUUGCUCAAGAAA
This is a messenger RNA of Brassica rapa (field mustard), 2129 nucleotides long. RefSeq lists its product as uncharacterized. Gene Ontology annotation, biological process: protein transport. The record is from RefSeq and is a predicted model, not a curated record. NCBI's taxonomy places the organism in Eukaryota, Viridiplantae, Streptophyta, Magnoliopsida, Brassicales, Brassicaceae.